AUUUUACUAAACUCAAACUCCUUCAUCUGAUGUGACUUCCAAUACUGUCUAAAAUGGCUUUCAAAGUACCAUUUAGAGUAUGGAUUGGUGUGCUAAUCUUCAUGACGACGUUCACCAAUUAUGUACUGAGAGUGAAAAUAUCGAUUAGCGCUUUGACAAUGUCUACACCACGACAAGUCCCUGAAUUCGAUGAUAGACCUACAGUGGCGCCUUCCGAAUGUCUCCCCGACACCACCAAAACUACCAAAACAAGAGAAGCGGGGGACGAAGAUGUCGCUUUCAUAAACCCAGCAAACGUGGUCUUUGUCUACAUGUUGGUGCGCGAACUGGUGGACGAAGACAUAGACUGCGAACAAGAUCUGCAGGCGGUGGUGCUGAUAUGUCUUUACCUCAGUUAUUCCUAUAUGGGCAACGAGAUCUCCUACCCUCUGAAGCCGUUCCUCGUCGAGGAUUCCAAGGACAAGUUCUGGGACAGGUGUCUCGAAAUCGUGAACCGAUUGUCCUCAAACAUGCUCUGAAUAAAUGCCGAACCUUCCUAUUUCACCGAGAUCUUCACCGAACUGAAGACAUGUGGUGUUGGUAGCAUAGUAGGAAACAACGUCGCUGCAAUGGGAUGUCAAACAGUUCCGGUGGCCGCUUGCAACACAGGAUCCGCGACCGCUUGACAUAAAGAGCUAACCGUGGUUAAGCUCAAGCUGACCGAGACGCCGACCGUUCCCUGCGAAGUGUAACUGCCACACUCUCCUAAAAAGAAAACAUCCCCGUCGUAUCGGAUUAGCGACUACUACUUAAAAGAUAUGUUAAAUUGAAUACACGGUUUGAGAAAAGGAUCAAACGAUUUUAAAAAUAUGGCUUGUGAAGAACGAAUCAUUAAGAUUAUUUCAGUAUUGAAAUUGAGAUCGUUGACAUUGAAAAAUCUUCUCGUUCGAACAUUUCAAAUAUUUAAAUUAUGUAAAUAUUAUUUGGUAAUAUACAAUGGAUAUUUGUCCCACCUUAUGUAACGUUAAUAUUUGAAAUGUUUAUCACUUUGGUCGAUCGUUCUUUUCAAAACUCCUUAUGAAAAAAUGUAGUAAAUUCUUAAAAGUAUAGAAAAAACAGAAAAAAAAAGAAAAAAUAAAUGACCGCAGCUCGAUGAUUUUCAUUG
Aethina tumida (small hive beetle) is the source of this 1144-nucleotide messenger RNA. RefSeq names its product cyclin-dependent kinase 5 activator 1-like. The coding region runs from base 54 to 518 and encodes 154 amino acids. Gene Ontology annotation, cellular component: protein kinase 5 complex; cytoplasm. NCBI's taxonomy places the organism in Eukaryota, Metazoa, Arthropoda, Insecta, Coleoptera, Nitidulidae. Gene Ontology annotation, biological process: positive regulation of cyclin-dependent protein serine/threonine kinase activity; activation of protein kinase activity. The record is from RefSeq and is a predicted model, not a curated record. The transcript has 4 exons. Gene Ontology annotation, molecular function: protein kinase binding; cyclin-dependent protein serine/threonine kinase activator activity.